AUGUCUUUUCAGUAUCCACCAAACAAUCCGUCGCUUUCUCCCUCCCCUCAGCGACCGUUCGAGAGCCACAAUUGGCGAGCUGCGAGUCGGAGCCCCGGUACCGGUGGGCUACCAGGUUAUGGUAUUUCGCAGUCCGCGGGGGUAGCCAACAACCUGAACAACAUCUUCGGUGGAGAUCGCACCCUCCCUAUGUACAAAGACAAGCCGUAUUUCGCGCCGCGGCGCACGGGGCCACGACACAGGCGGGGAAAGAUUAUAAAAGGCGGGAUCUUGCUGGUGUUUCUGGGGCUCGUCUGGUACUACGUGGCUAGACCGAGUGACUGGAGCCAACCUGCUUUGAGCACGCCGGACUCGGCCAAAGGAGAGGAACUCUGGGCCUGGGUGCAGAGCUUAGAUGACACGGACCCGGUCUACAACGGCGGCGAACCGAAACCCGUUGAUUGGACCGCACGCCGGGAGAAGGUCAGAGAUACGUUCGUUGUCAGCUGGGAUGGCUACGAGAAGUAUGCAUGGGGACUGGAUGUAUUCCGCCCUAUUUCCAAGGAUGGCAGAACCAUGGUGGACGGUGGCAUGGGGUGGAUGAUCGUCGAUGCGCUGGACACAAUGAUGAUCAUGAAUCUCACCUCGCGGGUGCAGCAUGCCCGUAGUUGGAUUCACUACUCCCUGCGGUACGACCAGAACCACGACGUGAGCACCUUUGAGACAACCAUUCGUAUGCUGGGAGGCCUUCUCUCUGCGCACUACCUCUCUACGACCUAUCCCCAACUCGCCCCGGUCGCCGACGACGACGUGGGCUCCCCGGGAGAAGAUCUGUACAUCGAGAAGGCAACCGAUUUGGCGGAUCGACUGGCGGGCGCCUUCGAGUCCUCGUCAGGGAUACCCUACGCCAGUGUGAACCUCAACACGUCCAAGGGCAUCCCAUCACACUCCGACGGGGGCGCUUCGUCCACUGCUGAAGCCACCUCCGUGCAGCUAGAGUUCAAAUAUCUGGCGAAGCUGACCGGUGAGGCUGAGUACUGGCGCAUUGUCGAGAAGGUAAUGGAAAUCGUGGACGACCAAAAGAUGGAGGAUGGCCUCCUUCCGAUCUACCUUUAUCCAGACUCUGGCAAAUUCAGGGGAAAUAACAUACGUCUCGGCAGUCGAGGUGACUCCUACUAUGAGUACCUCAUCAAACAGUAUCACCAGACCUUCGACCAAGAGCCCGUGUACAAGGAGAUGUGGGAUGAGGCCCUCAUGGGCAUGCGCAAGCACUUGAUCGCGUACACGAAAAACGCCCAGUUGAUGAUCUUGGGCGAACGACCUACGGGACUCCGCGAGGCCCUUUCGCCUAAGAUGGAUCAUCUGGUAUGUUUCUUGCCGGGCACGAUUGCAUUGGCUGCGACUGGCGGGUUGCCCCUUUCGCAGGCUAAAAAGCUCCCGACUUGGAGCCAGCGGCAUGACGAGGAGAUUCUGAUUGCCAAAGAGCUGAUGAAGACCUGCUGGGCGACGUAUCUCGCCACCUCCACCGGUCUUGCCCCUGAAAUCACCUACUUCCUCACGGACGACCCUCCCGUGAUGUUGAGCGACAUGUAUCCAGACUCCACCAUGGCCACGGGCAACCGCAAGUCGAAGCAAGAAGACCUACCCCUUAAAUCGAAACCCCUCUAUCCACUGGACGACGAAACCUCCAACUGGCGUGAGGACAUCAACAUCCAUAAACAGGACCGACACAACCUGCAACGGCCCGAGACCGUCGAAUCCCUCCUCUACAUGUACCGGAUCACCGAGGACGAAACCUACCGUCACUGGGGAUGGGAGAUGUUCAAGUCUUUUGUGCGCCACACGGCCGUCGUUGAGCACGAUGCGCCUUCCGCCGACUCUGUGGUCGAGGGCGAAGCUAACGUCAACGCCGACGGUGUCAAGAAUGAGGCCCAGGGCAAGUCUCGCAUCGUUGGCUUCACCUCUCUAUCCAACGCCAACAUCCUACCGCCAGGUCGCAGAGACAACACGGAGAGUUUCUGGAUGGCCGAAACCCUCAAGUACUUCUAUCUCUUGUUCUCCGAUCGAGAGUUCCUUCCUCUCGAAGAGAACGUUUUCAACACCGAGGCGCAUCCGAUGCCCCGGUUCAAACCGAGUGGCGAUUUGAAAACGGGGUGGACGCGGAAACCGCGAGAUUCGUGA
Molecule: messenger RNA, 2160 nt
Organism: Aspergillus melleus
Lineage: Eukaryota; Fungi; Ascomycota; Eurotiomycetes; Eurotiales; Aspergillaceae
Gene: MNS1
Product: glycoside hydrolase family 47 protein
Exons: 3
Coding region: 1-2160 (719 amino acids)
Biological process (GO): N-glycan processing; carbohydrate metabolic process
Cellular component (GO): membrane; endoplasmic reticulum
Molecular function (GO): mannosyl-oligosaccharide 1,2-alpha-mannosidase activity; calcium ion binding
Source: RefSeq, a predicted model, not a curated record